Messenger RNA from Salvelinus sp. IW2-2015, 3080 nucleotides. Its product is annotated as choline/ethanolamine transporter FLVCR1. The record is from RefSeq and is a predicted model, not a curated record. Lineage: Eukaryota; Metazoa; Chordata; Actinopteri; Salmoniformes; Salmonidae. Gene Ontology annotation, cellular component: mitochondrion; membrane. Gene Ontology annotation, molecular function: heme transmembrane transporter activity; heme binding. Gene Ontology annotation, biological process: heme export; erythrocyte differentiation; mitochondrial transport.
CUGCGCAUCCACUAAAGCGCCACCGACAUAGGCUACCAUGCGAAAGAAGGCGCUUUAUAUGAGAGUGAAUAACACAGAUAGCCAACAACAUUUUAAAAGGUAUUUUUCUAAACGGUAUGAAUAGUUUUGUAUUACCUACUAACUGAAUGUUGGCUCUGCCCUAUUUUGUGUAAACGUACUUCCUGACUAUAAGGUAUAGAGAUAGGCAACGUCCGCCCAGCAUCAUGGUGGCUGGCGAGUUAGUACAGGAGCAUUUGCGGCUUGACAACGCAUCGGAAAUAAACAUCAAGACGCCGGUGCAUAACGGAGCAGUCCCAACCGGGGAUCAGUACUUCGACCUAACGAAUGGAGCGGCACAUCUGACAGAACUGGACUCGAAGGCGUUGGAACAGGAGAUACCGCCAGAUGAGAAACAGGCUAUGCUUCCUGGAGAUGAAAAAUGUAUCGAAACUAAGCUCUUUUGGAGAAGAUUCGCCGUUUUAGCUGUGUUCAGCCUCUACUCCCUCGUCAACGCAUUUCAAUGGAUCCAGUACAGCAUCAUCACCAACAUUUUCGCCCACUUCUACAAUGUAUCCAGCGACAAGAUCGAUUGGCUGUCAAUUGUAUACAUGGUUGCGUAUGUGCCUUUGAUCUUCCCCGCAACAUGGUUACUGGAUAAAAAAGGACUGAAAUUGACAGCCCUUAUGGGCGCGGGUUUCAACUGCGUCGGUGCGUGGGUGAAAUGCGCCAGCGUCCGGACCGAUCUUUUCGGUGUAACAGUGUUUGCACAGAUAAUAUGUUCCGUAGCCCAAGUCUUCAUCCUCGGGCUGCCCUCUAGGAUUGCAUCAGUGUGGUUUGGCCCGAAGGAGGUGUCUACCGCAUGUGCAACAGCCGUGCUAGGUAACCAGCUGGGCACUGCUAUUGGCUUCCUGCUUCCCCCUGUCCUGGUCCCCAACACUGUGGAAGACAUAGAGCUGAUGGGACACAACAUCAGCAUUAUGUUUUAUGGGACGGCUGUAGUCUCCACUGCUCUGUUCAUCUUGACUGUAAUUGUCAUGGAAGACAGACCCCCACUACCUCCCAGCCAAGCUCAGGCUGUCCUACCUGACUGUGCUCCUGAAGACUACUCCUACAGACAGUCCAUCAUCAACCUGUUCAAGAACAAACCUUUCAUCCUACUCCUCAUCAGUUAUGGUAUCAUGACUGGUUCUUUCUACUCUGUGUCAACACUUCUCAAUCAGAUGAUUAUGGCAUUUUACGAGAACCAGGAGCUGAAUGCAGGCAGGAUUGGCCUGACACUGGUGGUGGCUGGAAUGGUGGGCUCCAUCAUCUGUGGACUGUGGCUGGACCACACCAAAACCUACAAAAUGACCACUCUGAUAGUGUACAUCCUGUCUUUCAUUGGUAUGGUGCUGUUCAGCUUCACUCUGAACCUCAACACCAUUUACCUGGUGUUCUUCACUGCUGGGGUGCUGGGGUUCUUCAUGACAGGUUACCUUCCGCUUGGCUUUGAGUUUGGGGUUGAAAUUACAUAUCCUGAAUCGGAAGGGACAUCCUCUGGUCUCCUUAAUGCUUUUGCACAGAUCUUUGGGAUUAUUUUUACUUUGAUCCAGGGGAAACUGACAACAGACUAUAACCCCCUGGCUGGGAACCUGUUCAUCUGUGUCUGGAUCUUCCUGGGUAUCUUUCUCACAGCCUUAAUAAAAUCAGAACUGAAAAGGAACAAUGUCAACAUGGGCAUUGACAGCAAAACUCUUCAAGCAGUCACUACUAAGUGCCUAUCAGACAAGCCAACCAAUGGCGCCAAGAUGGACACAUCUGUCAGCUUUUCCCAGGAGACCUCACUGUAACCCAAAUAGGUCGCUUAACAAUCUACGGAACAUUUUGGAGGCCUACAGCGCAUUCAACAAAGUUUCCUGAGGUUACUUGAAAUCUCCAUUUUCUCUGGAUUGUAUCUUGUAAUGUGUUAUUAUGAUAAUCUUUUUACUGUAGUGGUUUUAGCUGAGCCAUGAUUUGUUUACAGACAGGUAAACUAUAAGCACUCAAAUACACCUUUCAGACUUCCCAUAGUCCCCCUGCUUCUUCUGCUUGAUGAUCCACUACUGUCUCUACAAUCACCAUCAUCUCUGGUUCAUGAAGUGGUGCUUAUUUAAACCUAUUUAAGGCAUAAUACAGAACCACACUGGAGCAUAGAAUGUAGGAUCUCUGACCUGCCUUGGCCUGUGAGGAUGAUCAUUGUUACUUCUUGUCUUGAGAUUUAAGCCAUUCAUACAAAUAUGGACCAAAUAUGAMACACAAGGUGCACAAGGCAUAUGGCAAAUGUGCAACAUGCACAGUCUACUUUUCAGUAUAUUACUAACAUGAAUGCUUUUGAAAGUGUUAAAACAUUGAUACGUUUGUUGAAUACAUGGCACAGAUAAUUGUUCUGCCGAGAUAGGUAGCUAAUGGUAUAGCAGCGCCACCUAGAGGGAUUUUGUGGAAAUACUAAGAAUGCUGUGUGGAUGAUGAAGCACAAACAGGAGUCAUAAUGACUGCAGCAUCACAAUUCAAACAUCUCCAAACCUUCAUAGGAGCUUAUAUAGCUCACUCUGUGUCUUUAAAGACUAUGCACAGUAGCCAUCUCCCAGAACAUUUCUAAACCACUCUAUUGGCUCUUGUAUUUUCUUUGUUUUAACAGGAAUAAAUCCUCUCAUCCAAUCAUUAAUCAGAAGAUCCAAUCCAUAUGCCUUUAUAUGUCAUCCUGCUUCCUGCAGGAUAUGUGCUUAUAAUUAUUCAUAUUUGGGUGUCAGAGCGAAUGUUAUUAUUUAGCUACUUAUGACUGUAGAAAAAAUAUUUAUUUGGUUGACAGAUGUUUUCCUUUCUUUUCUAGCAUUUUACUUAGUUCUGAAUAAUGAAGAAGUACCAUUUCUAUAUGGACAUUCAUAACAUUUCAUUGCUUUUUUCUAAUUUUGAUAAUGAACUUAUUACAUGUUUUAUAGCAAUGUAGUUAUGUCUCAAUUAUUUAUUUAUCUUACUUCAAAUUUAUUCCAUUUACCAAGCUCUUGAUAUUUCAAAGACCACUGAAAUUAAUACUUGUAUUAAAUGUAAUCCUUGCAUAGACA